Messenger RNA from Siniperca chuatsi (mandarin fish), 2906 nucleotides. RefSeq names its product P-selectin glycoprotein ligand 1-like. The record is from RefSeq and is a predicted model, not a curated record. Lineage: Eukaryota; Metazoa; Chordata; Actinopteri; Centrarchiformes; Sinipercidae. The transcript has a single exon. The coding region runs from base 651 to 1142 and encodes 163 amino acids.
ACAGGAGGAGCAGGAGGAGGAGGAGGAGGAGGAACAGGAGGAGCAGGAGGAGGAGGAGGAGGAGGAACAGGAGGAGCAGGAGGAGGAGGAGGAGGAGGAACAGGAGGAGGGAAUGAUUAUAGUUAUCAGAGGAAGGGUCAUAAAAAGUAGCAGAAGAAGAAAAGAUCCUUCAGACCGUCCUGGAGACCACUUCCUGUCGGAGCUGAGUUAGCUUGCUGCUAAUGCUAACUGAAGGUUUCAGGCAGCCAAACUAAAACUCACUUCUGGCUUCUUCUCAGCUGGAAUUAGUUUUCAUUGUUUAAUUAUUUUGUCUUGUUUUAUAUUUUAUGCUUUGGAUUUUACUGACAUUUGUUUUCACUGUAAAGCUCUAAAUGAAUGCUGAAUAAAGUUAUUAUUAUUAUUAUUAUUAUUAUUAUUAUUAUUAUUGUUAUUAUACAUUUCCUGCUGCAGCGAGUCAGAGCCUCAAACGUUAACCUUACACCUGAGCUUCAUCCUCAGCUCACUGUUAGUUUGAAGCUCUGUGAUUGGCUGUUUGUUAGUGAAAUGCACCCUGGGAGUCGUAGUUGACUUCUCUCCUCCAGAUUUUAUGUUCUCAGGCUUCUUGUAGCUUUUUAUCAAAGAUAUUUUCUAACAAAGAUCGCAAACUGAACAUGAAGCAGGAAGCAGCUUUCAGUGAGGAGGACCACCCAGAACCAACCAGGGCCAACCAGGACCAACCAGGGCCAACCAGGGCCAACCAGGGCCAACCAGGACCAACCAGGACCAACCAGGGCCAACCAGAACCAACCAGGGCCAACCAGGACCAACCAGGGCCAACCAGAACCAACCAGGGCCAACCAGGACCACCCAGAACCAACCAGGGCCAACCAGAACCACCCAGGGCCAACCAGGGCCACCCAGAACCAACCAGGGCCAUCCAGAACCACCCAGGGCCAACCAGGACCAACCAGGGCCAACCAGGGCCACCCAGAACCAACCAGGGCCAACCAGAACCACCCAGGGCCAACCAGGGCCAACCAGAACCACCCAGGGCCAACCAGGACCAACCAGGGCCAACCAGGGCCACCCAGAACCAACCAGGGCCAACCAGAACCACCCAGGGCCAACCAGGGCCAACCAGGACCAGGACCAGAUCAGCAUGAGGAAGAUGCUGCUCACACUGUGUAACUCUGUUACAAACUGACAGCAGCUGCUCGCAGUUUGUUUGUUGACAUUUCCAACUGAAUUCUGGGAGCUGGAGUAUAAAAACACACCUGCUGUUACCAGCAGUGACCACAGGGGCCGCCAAAUCCUCCAGGCCUGGAAUCACCUCUGUGAUUCAAGGACUUAAAACUUUAUUUGUCACAAACACAACUAACACGCAGUGAAGUGUACAGUGCCGUGCUCCUCGGGUUGUUGAAACAGAUUUACAGAGGACACGAGGCAGAGGACACCCAGAGGUCAAAGGUCAGAGGAAGACGGCAGCCGUCAUUAAAAUCAGAGCUCGCUGAUGGAAAACAGAACAACAACGCAAACAGACACGCGUCAUCAACUCCCAGCAUGCAUCUGUAUUUAGAAACGUGCAGCUGACCCGACUGAUCCGGGCUGGAGACCGUUUGAAGUGGUCUGACCUUUAACUGGACUCACUUCCUGUCUGACCUACAGGACGCUCUGAACUCUGCAGGAACAAACAGCAACGGGCCGACUAAACUGCGACCAGCUGUUCGCUUUACUUUGGACAUUUUCUAAACGAGAUGAAGCUUUUAACCCCCUAAGAUCCAGUUUGCCCCUCUGUCAUUCCCAUUAAGUAAGUUAAAGGUUAUUAAAAUCCCCUUCCUGCCCCCCGUAGUGGUUUUUAAAGGUAUCAGAGAAGCAAAGUGACUCUGACCUCCGGUCCUUGAUGCAGACAGCUGGUCUCUGGUCUCUGUGCUUCAGAAACAGAGUCUCAUCAGUUUGUCUCUGAUUCAGACUUCAUUAUAUUUACAGUCAAAUAUUCAGCAACUGAAAUCAAAGUUUUCAUUUUCACUCGACAUCGUUUCAAACCCCGAGGCAGAAAAGACUCUUUGUGUUCUGAGAGCAGCGUCUUUUUGUGGGUUUGUUUGUUUGUUUGUGUCACUGAGCGUCUCGGAGGGGCGGGGUUAUGAGGCCGAAUAAUGGCCGACUGUUCUGGAGACACAACAGAGUUGUUUAACCACGACGUCUCGUCCUGAUGUAACAGGACAGAUUCGUGCUGUGACUUCAGACGUCCAAUCAGCUUUUGUUCGCUCUAUUUAUAUCGAUGAGGGCGGACAAAAUAUUAGAAACACCUCUCUGAAACAGAACAGACAGGAAGUGGCGUCCACACGGACCCGUCCACACGUGCUGUGUUUUAUUUCUGCUGCUGUUUGAAAGCGCCUCUCAGGGUUAAAACGGCACAUUUCUAAAGGGAGUUUUGUAUUAUACAAAGAUACAAAAGUAUAUCAUGUAACUUUAGUUCGUUCAGUCUUUUGUCUCGGCCCUGCUGACCUCAGAUCUGUUUGUUUCUGUUUUAUGUCGAUCUCAAACCGGCAGAUUCCUUCGUCUCCUCUGUGGUGACUCAGGAUUGGUCGGCUGCAGACAGACAGGAACAUUUAGUGCUGAACAUGUUGACGCAUCACUUCCUGUCAGAGUCACACGGACGUGAAUCUCUUCUUCUGUUUACCUGCUCAGUUACUCAACCUGAGAGUUUCUCCUCUCUGCGGGGGAGGCGGGAGGAUUAUCAGGGAGGAGAGGCCGAGUUCCUGCGUUCCUCGAAUGCCUCGCUCUGGGAGGGUUAACCCCUCGUGUCCCAGCAGCUCAGUGAGGCUUGUUAUCAGGCGGCGAGUUCCUCACAGACCACCUGACCAGGACGCAGGCACAGGUGUGUGUCGGACAUGCUGCUGUGUGUGUGUGUGUGGGGGGACACACGU